Messenger RNA from Symbiodinium pilosum, 301 nucleotides. The record is from the annotation of a GenBank genome assembly. NCBI's taxonomy places the organism in Eukaryota, Dinophyceae, Suessiales, Symbiodiniaceae.
AUGCCUUGGGAUGAGCUCCGAAUGGGCCGCUGCUUUCGUGGCUGGGGCGCCGUGGUGUCGGCCGUGCGCUCGCGGCGGGUUUUCCUGGCAGUAGCUGUCGAGGCAUCGGCUGCGUCUCGCAUUCGCCGUUUGCGGAUGAACGCCUGGUUAGCUUGGCAAGAGGUUCUAGCAGAAGCGCCUGCGCCGACGGCUACGAGCGCAGCUCAGACUGUACCAGACACCCCGCCACCGAUGGCGACGAGCGCGGCGCAGACUCUUCCAGAUGCACCGACGUCCACAAGCGCAGCACAGACCCUGCCAG